AUGGUCCGCCUCGCUGCCGUCCGUCCCGCUGUCAACGCCAUCACCUCCGCCCGCGCCAUGAGCGUUCGUGGCAUGGCCAAGUUCGCUCUGUACAACUGGGAGGACCCGCUCAACAUGGAGUCUCUCCUGACCGACGAGGAGAAGGCUAUUCAGGAGACCGCGCGCGACUUUGCGCAGACCGAGCUCAUGUCGCGCGUGACCGAGGGCUUCCGUACUGAGAAGUACGACCCGGAGAUCAUGAAGGAGAUGGGCAAGCUCGGUCUCCUUGGCCCCGAGAUCAAGGGCUACGGCUGUGCGGGCGCUUCGUCCGUCGCCUACGGCCUGAUUGCGCGCGAGGUCGAGCGCGUCGACUCUGGCUACCGCUCGAUGAUGUCCGUGCAGUCCUCGCUGGUGAUGCACCCGAUCAACGAGUUCGGCACCGAGGCCCAGAAGGAGAAGUACCUGCCCAAGCUUGCCUCUGGCGAGUGGCUCGGCUGCUUCGGCCUGACUGAGCCGAACCACGGCUCGGACCCCGCCGGCAUGGAGACGACGGCGACCAAGACGCCGGAGGGCUGGGAGCUGAACGGUUCCAAGACGUGGAUCUCGAACGCGCCCCACGCGGACGUGUUCGUCAUCUGGGCCCGUGUCGUCGAGAACGGCCAGAAGGGCAAGGUCCGCGGCUUCGUCCUCGAGCGCGGCAUGGAGGGCCUCAGCACCGAGAAGAUUGCCCACAAGCUCGCGCUCCGCGCCUCCGUCACCGGCUCCGUCUUCAUGGACAGCGUCAAGGUGGGCGAGGGCGCGCUGCUGCCCAAGUCGAACGGCCUCGGCGCCCCCUUCUCCUGCCUCAACAGUGCGCGCUACGGUAUCUCGUGGGGCGUGAUGGGCGCUCUGGAGGACGCCACGGCCCGCGCCCGCGCCUACGCGCUCGAGAGGAAGCAGUUCGACCGCCCCCUCGCCUCGUUCCAGCUCGUGCAGAAGAAGCUCGUCGACGCCUCGACGGCUAGCACCCUCGGCCUCCUCGGCUCCUACCAGCUCGGCCGCCUCAAGGGCGAGGGCAACUACUGCCCCGACCAGAUCUCCAUGAUGAAGCGCAACAACUGCGGACAGGCGCUCUACCACACCCGUGUCCUCCUUGACAUCUUUGGAGGCAACGCGUGCUCGGACGAGUACCACGUCGGCCGCCACGAGGCCAACCUCCAGGUCUGCAACACGUACGAGGGCACUUAUGACAUUCACGGCCUCAUCCUCGGCAAGGCCAUGACGGGCCACCAGGCUUUUGCCAACUAA
Molecule: messenger RNA, 1266 nt
Organism: Trichosporon asahii var. asahii CBS 2479
Lineage: Eukaryota; Fungi; Basidiomycota; Tremellomycetes; Trichosporonales; Trichosporonaceae
Product: Glutaryl-CoA dehydrogenase, precursor
Exons: 3
Coding region: 1-1266 (421 amino acids)
Biological process (GO): fatty-acyl-CoA biosynthetic process; fatty acid beta-oxidation using acyl-CoA dehydrogenase
Cellular component (GO): mitochondrial inner membrane
Molecular function (GO): flavin adenine dinucleotide binding; glutaryl-CoA dehydrogenase activity; fatty-acyl-CoA binding
Source: RefSeq, a predicted model, not a curated record